Molecule: messenger RNA, 971 nt
Organism: Phytomonas sp. Hart1
Lineage: Eukaryota; Euglenozoa; Kinetoplastea; Trypanosomatida; Trypanosomatidae
Source: the annotation of a GenBank genome assembly
GCUUCUUUUUUAGUCAUAUUUAUUAUUUUUAUUAUAGUAUAAUUAUUUAUAAUGCUUCCUCAGCCUAAACUAAGGAAAACUCCUUUCCUGCAAUUUCGUGCAGGUAAAAUGACUUACGUGAACAAAACUGUCCUUGCCGAUAAACGUAAAGGGUACCUAUCAUUUAUCGAUGAUGGAGCUGACAUCAUAGAAUUGAUAUGGUCAUCUGAAAGUUCAGAUACUGAUCUUUCUCUUCCUUUAAAAAAGGGAGAAGUUGAAGUGCAGUUUGUAGAGAAAUGUACAACUGGAAGAGUUUUGCUUUUUAAGACUGGAAAAGGUACAAAUCAAGGGCUACAUUUCUUUUGGCUUCAGGAUAAGUCAACUGAAAAAGAUAGUAGCUACCUCGAAAAUAUUAAAGCAGCACUUACUCCAAAGAAAGAUAGUUCGACGACGGCUCCGAGAACAAUACAACUAGCUGAGUUACAGAAACUUAUUUCAUCUAUUUCAUCGAGCAGUAAUGAUAUUUCGCUUAGAAAAUUAAUGCACUCAACAAAAAUUACCGAAGCUCUCCUAGAGGAACCAGACUUUUACUAUGACCGUAUAAAAGGUCAUCUUUCUGAAAAUGAAAUUUGGAAUCCAAAAGAUAUUACAAAGGAGCUUAAAAAUCCUCAUAUUACUAGGGCAUUAGACGUUAUUGAGACAGCCCUUAAGGAUCCUCAAGCCUACAGGGCGCUGUGCCGCGAAAAUAAUUUACCAGUGUGCGGCACUGGUGUUAUUGGAUUUCUGUAUGCGAUUGUCAAUUCAAUGAGGAAACCAACCUAGAAAAAAAUAAAAGUGGAAAAUCUAUUCAUUGAUUUAUUAAUAAUAAUAAUCAUGAAAACCAACAAAGCGCAAUAUAUUUAUUUAUGAGUUUACAAAUAAUAAAGUUUCAUUCAAUCAACCAAGUUACCCUUUCGUAUAUUAUCAUUAUUAAAAAAAAAUAAUACUAAAAA